GUCGACGGCCUGAGGAGACUUUAUCGUGGGAACGCUGCAAAGAUUGAGAGAUCACCCACCCCUCGAAUGCCCAUGUCGUGUAUAUAUCCCGAAACACGCUACCGGGCCGAUGCGAUGCACACGCCUUAACUCAUGACUUUGGAUUCCUCAUUCCAUGUCCUUCAGCCCCGCUCAUCGUAGAUGACUGCAGACCACUCUGAGAACGGCUCUUGACUUGCCCCAAGUCUAUUUUAGGCGCAAGGCCUGUCUCAGGAGUCUCUUUUCUACCAACGGAUUUGUCCGACUGAAAACACAUCUCCAGGACGACAGGCCUCGACCAGAUCGGCGUCUAGUUUAUUUCCGCGUCGAAAGAGGUCGAGAUGCGAGGUGUGUACCGUGUGGCAUUAUCUUGAGUGUCCGACUGUCCGCGAUCGACCACGAGCGUUUGGCGAACGUGACAAAUAUAUUAUCCGGGCCACUAUAGUCGGGACCAAUACUCGAGUCGCGAGGCUGAUUCAAGAUGGUAUAAGAGAGUAUCGACAACGUUUGGGUCCAGCACCAAUUCCAUCUCAUUUCACUCCUUCUCUCCCUUGUCUGCCGAUUCCCCACCAUGCUUUCCAUGACCACUCUCGUUCAGUUCAUCGCGCUCGCCGCUUUCGCUGCAGCCGCCCCCACCAACGUGACGAUCGCUGAACGUGCAGCUUGCAUCGUCAACAGCGUCGCCAGCUCGAAGAGCCUGUCCGGCUGCACCACUGUGACCAUCCAGCCCUUCACCGUCCCCGCUGGUCAAACCGUGACGAUCGCGGCAGCUCAGGGCGCCGUUGUCACCAUGACUGGCGAUGUCGUCUUCUCCAAGACCACUACCCCCGGCCCGCUCUUCAUCAUCAACACCCCGGGUGUGACCUUUAACGGCGCCGGUCACAGGAUCAAUGUAGACAUUCUCCUAUCUGUUGGCACGAACGGCGGCUCCUUCAAGCCUCACCCCUUCGUAAAGCUCCAGGGCUCGGGUACAUUUGAAUCGUUCACCGUCCUCAACUCUCCGGCCCAGGCCAUCUCUGUCGGAACCACUGCACUCAGCACCAUCAAAGGCGUCACGGUCGACAACACGGCUGGUGCAAGCCUUGGCCACAACACCGAUGGGUUCGACAUCAGCGCGUCGGACGUGACUGUGAGCGGCUGCACGGUCCACAACCAGGACGAUUGUGUUGCUGUCAACUCUGGAAACAACGUGGCCUUCUUGAACAACAUCUGCACUGGUGGACACGGAAUCUCCAUCGGGUCGAUUGCCACUGGCAAAUCCGUCACCAACUUCCGCGCCAUCGGCAACCAUGUCUCGAACUCCAAGUACGGUAUCCGGAUCAAGGUCCAACAGGCUGCCACCAAUGCCAAGGUCUCCGGUGUGACGUACCAGGGCAACGUUCUGACCGGCAUCUCUGACUUUGGUGUGCUCAUCUCCCAGAGCUACCCCGUCGAGGACGGCCCCAAGGUCGGAACUGGCGGUCCUAUCUCCAACGUCAACUUCAACGGCGCUGCGACCACGGUUGCUGUUGGCUCCAGCGCCCUCGGGCUCGUCGUCAACUGUGGUGCCUGCUCCGGCAACUGGGACUUCUCCAGCCUCGCCAUCACCGGCGGCACGGGCCACAAGAUCGCCGCCAACAACGCCAAGAUUACCGGCGGAAAAUUCUAAACUCUUGCAAAAUAACGUUACUGCCUUUGCACCCCACACUCGUUUCCGUUGUUUAAAUUAAUCUGCAUAUUCGCCGAGCGCGGCGGUCGAUUCUUUUGUACCAUCCAAGCUGUGAUUCCAAAAUCGCUCCUAGAGAGCGACUUAUACUUGCCUAGUCAGAUCUUCCAUUACGAACACACGUUAUUCC
Messenger RNA from Mycena citricolor, 1853 nucleotides. NCBI's taxonomy places the organism in Eukaryota, Fungi, Basidiomycota, Agaricomycetes, Agaricales, Mycenaceae. The record is from the annotation of a GenBank genome assembly.